This is a messenger RNA of Mus pahari (shrew mouse), 3317 nucleotides long. RefSeq names its product SECIS binding protein 2 (gene Secisbp2). The record is from RefSeq and is a predicted model, not a curated record. The coding region runs from base 89 to 2659 and encodes 856 amino acids. The transcript is spliced from 17 exons. Gene Ontology annotation, biological process: selenocysteine incorporation. NCBI's taxonomy places the organism in Eukaryota, Metazoa, Chordata, Mammalia, Rodentia, Muridae. Gene Ontology annotation, cellular component: ribonucleoprotein complex. Gene Ontology annotation, molecular function: ribonucleoprotein complex binding; selenocysteine insertion sequence binding; mRNA 3'-UTR binding.
CUGGCGCCGCCGCGCAGGAAGGCGGAAACGGCGAGUCGUUGGUUAGGCGCGCCGCUGGCUUCACGGCGCGGGCUCUUCCGUGGCCGCCAUGGCGUCGGAGCGGCCGCGGGAGCCCGACGGCGAGGAUAGCAUCAAGUUGUCAGCUGAUGUCAAACCAUUCGUCCCUAAGUUUGCUGGGCUCAACGUGGCGUGGUCAGAGUCCUCAGAAACAUGUGUCUUCCCAGGCUGUGCAGCCACCUACUAUCCAUUUGUACAGGAGCCAGCAGCGACUGAGCAAAAAGUGUAUCCCGAAGACCUGGCUUUUGGAACCCCUACCUUCCCAGCACAGUAUGCGUCUUCGGAGAUAGCGCUGCAUCCUUUUGCCUAUCCCACUUACGUCCUAGAGUCCGCACAGAGGGUUUGCUCAGUGCCGACCCUGCAGUACGACUACAGCCAAGCACGGUGUCAUCCAGGCUUUCGGACAGCAAAGCCCCGGCAUGAGCACAUGUGCCCUCCUCCUCAGGAAGCAAAAGGUGUAUUUAAGAAACAAUCCUCUGAUGAGAGAAGAGCAUGUGAAGAGCAAAAGUCAAGCAACAGAAGGGCUGACGGUGCGGUACCCUGUGAGGCGAGACCAGCCAGGGGGUCACGUCACCUGUCCUCUCGCACUGAGAGCAGUUUGAAAUCUGAUGGUUAUCACAAGCGACCCGACCACAAGUCCAGAAUCCUUGCGAAGAGUGCAUCUACCUCUAAACCCGAAUUUGAGUUUAGCAGGUUGGACUUUCCUGAACUGCAGAGUCCAAAGAACAGUAAUGUGCCUGAGACACAGAAGCCGCCCAGGUGGGGGCCUCUUGGCCCUGCUGCCAGUAACAUGUCUCUCCUGGGAGACGUUGGCAAGCCUGUCAAAGAUAUGAUGGAGGGCAAAAUGGUGAAGACCAAUCACACUGAUGGAGCUGUGACCAGUAAUGCUGCUACCAGUUCCCCUCCGUGUACCCGAGAGUUGUCUUGGACACCAAUGGGUUAUAUUGUUCGGCAGACAGUGUCUUCAGAUUCAGCAGCUGUGACUGAAAAUGUGACUUCCACGAUAACCCUAAAGAAGACUGCUUCAUCAGCCGAUGCUAAAAGUGUUAGUGUGACAUCUGAGGCUUUAUCUUCAGAUCCUUCCUACAGCAGGGAAAAGCGUGUUCGUCCUGCUCCAAAGGCCAAAGCAUCACAAGGAGGUGAACUUGAACAAAACGAAAGCUCCAAAAAGAAUAAGAAAAAGAAAGAGAAGUCUAAACCGAGUUAUGAAGUCCUGACGGUUCAGGAGCCGCCGAGGAUUGAAGAUGCAGAGGAAUUCCCCAACCUGUCAGUUGCGUCGGAAAGAAGGCACAGAGGGCAAUCACCGAAGCUUCACAGUAAACAGCAGACGCAGAAUGAUUUUAAAACUAGCGGGAAGAAGAGCCAGGUCCCAGUGCAGCUGGACCUGGGGGGCAUGUUGGCCGCACUGGAGAAGCAGCAGCAGCAAGCCUCACACGCCAAGCCGUCCUCCAGACCCGUUGUGUUCUCAGUCGGAGCAGUGCCAGUCCUGUCCAAGGAUGCCUCCUUGGGUGAGAGGGGACGCCGCUCCAGUCAGAUGAAGACCCCACACAACCCCCUGGACUCCAGUGCCCCCCUGAUGAAGAAGGGGAAACAGAGGGAGAUACCUAAGGCCAAGAAGCCCACCUCACUGAAGAAGAUAAUUCUGAAAGAACGGCAAGAGAGAAUGCAGCAGCGACUCCAAGAAAGUGCUGUGAGCCUGACGGUGACCAGUGAUGACUCACAGGACGUGGAAAGUGGUGCCAGUAACCAAACCCCCAGUCAGGACAACCCCACAGGUCCAGAGAAGACAGAAGAAUCAGUGUCUUCUACACCUGUGGUUGAGGGUGAGUCAGAAGAACCAGCUGGCACAGAGUUCCAGAGGGACCCAGAGGCUUGCCAGCCUACCCCUGACAGUGCCACCUUCCCCAAGAUCCACAGCCGGAGGUUCCGGGACUACUGCAGCCAGAUGCUUAGUAAAGAAGUAGAUGCUUGUGUCACGGGUCUGCUCAAGGAGCUGGUGCGCUUCCAAGACCGAAUGUACCAGAAGGAUCCCGUCAAGGCCAAGACAAAACGCCGGCUCGUGCUGGGGCUGAGGGAGGUCCUGAAACACCUGAAGCUCAGGAAGCUGAAGUGCAUCAUCAUCUCUCCCAACUGUGAGAAGACCCAGUCUAAAGGUGGGCUGGACGACACGCUGCACACCAUCAUCGAUUGCGCCUGUGAGCAGAACAUCCCCUUCGUGUUUGCACUCAACCGCAAGGCACUGGGGCGGAGUCUGAAUAAAGCAGUUCCUGUCAGCAUUGUAGGGAUCUUCAGCUACGAUGGGGCCCAGGACCAGUUCCACAAGAUGGUUGAGCUGACCAUGGCAGCCCGUCAGGCAUACAAGACCAUGUUGGAGACGAUGCGGCAGGAGCAGGCAGGAGAACCUGGACCUCAGACCCCUCCCAGCCCAUCCAUUCAGGACCCCGUCCAAUCCACGGAAGAAGGCACCCUCGUUUCUACUGGAGAAGAGCCACACUACAUUGAGAUUUGGAGAAAGCACCUGGAAGCAUACAGUCAGCGUGCCCUGGAGCUGGAAGACUCGCUGGAGGCGUCAACCUCUCAGAUGAUGAACUUGAAUUUAUAAGAAUUCUUGCCUGUGUGUCUAUAUAUUGGGUAAGGAUGGGGGAGGCAGGAAAAAGACUUCCUUCUCAGUUCUUUACUGACAUGAUGUAUUUAUGUGACUGUAGAGUUGGAAAUUCACUGGCCUCAGGGCAAAGGAAGCACCUGGUUGUAGCACUGUGAGUCCAUCAGAUGGGCACUCAGAUGCGCUCGUGGGCACCUUUCCUAAGUGCCUGGCGAUCAGCUUCAGUUUUUUGUCUCUGCACGCUGGAUCUGGAAAAUGCUGGAGAACGUGGUCCUGGGUUCCGUGGCUGCCUAGGACCCACUAUUACAGUGCUGCUCAACCAAGUUUGGGGUUGGUGAACCAGGAGCUGUGCUCCAGGGGACUGUAGAGGGCCCUUCCUCGGGGGUGGAGCCCUGCCACUUUGUGCUGCCAAGGAUUUGCUAAGAUGAGCCUCAGAAGAAAAUUAGUUUCUAACAUGACUUUUUGACAUAAUGCUUUUAGUUUUUAUUUUCCAAAGAAGCAGUAUAUAUCAAAUUUGUAGAUUUCAGUUUGGUGUCUACAAAUCUUUUUCAUGAACAUAGGGUGAAUGUGGUUUCUGUCUUAGAGGACAGAGCUUACUAACAUAUUUUCCUGCAAGCAAGAGGGCUUGUUUUGAAUAAAGAGUGAUUAUUUCAAUUCA